Molecule: messenger RNA, 1399 nt
Organism: Brassica oleracea var. oleracea
Lineage: Eukaryota; Viridiplantae; Streptophyta; Magnoliopsida; Brassicales; Brassicaceae
Product: GDSL esterase/lipase At4g16230
Exons: 5
Coding region: 121-1227 (368 amino acids)
Molecular function (GO): hydrolase activity, acting on ester bonds
Source: RefSeq, a predicted model, not a curated record
CUUUCAUAGAAAAUAAUAACCCUAAUAGUAUUCAUCUUUGGUUCUUCACACAAAGGGUCCCUUUUCUCUAGCUGUUAUUUUCACGGGGAAAGUCAAUUUAAAACCGAAAACAGAUCAACAAUGCCGUUGCUUGUUUAUCUUUCGCAAGUUAUAGCAUUGUCGAUCUUGUUCAUCCCCGAGGUGUGUCUCGCCGGUAAAAACAUUCCGGCAAGUUUUGUGUUCGGAGAUUCAUUAGUGGAUGCCGGAAACAACAACUAUUUAACCACAUUAUCAAAGGCUAACUAUGAUCCUAAUGGGAUUGAUUUUGGAUCGGCUACAGGAAGAUUCACCAACGGAAGAACCAUCGUCGAUAUCGUAAUUCAGGCAUUAGGUUCCGAUGAACUAACUCCACCGAACUUAGCACCCACGACAAGAGGAUCCCUCGUUCUCAAAGGCGUAAAUUAUGCUUCCGGCGGAAGUGGAAUUCUUAACUCCACCGGAAAAUUAUUUGGCGACCGAAUAAAUGUGGAUGCACAACUAGACAACUUUGCAACCACGAGACAAGACAUCAUUUCUUGGAUCGGUGAAUCCGCGGCAGCUAAAUUAUUCCGGUCAGCAAUUUUCUCGGUUACAACCGGUUCUAACGAUCUAAUCAACAAUUAUUUCACUCCGGUCGUAUCAAAUCUUGAACGGAAAGUCGUGCCUCCAGAAGACUUUGUUGAUACAAUGAUCUCAAGAUUCAGAUUACAGCUCACCAGAUUGUACCAGUUGGGCGCAAGGAAAAUCGUGGUGAUUAAUGUAGGUCCGGUUGGUUGUAUACCUUUUUCGAGAGAGUCUGAUCCAACGGCAGGAAAUGAAUGCUCGGUGGAACCUAAUGAAGUGGCACAAAUGUAUAAUCUCCAGCUUAAGACUGUCGUGGAUGAUUUAAACUCUAAUCUACAAGGUUCAAGAUUUGUCUACGCAGAUGUUUUUCGCAUUGUUUAUGAUAUCAUCCAAAACUAUGGAUCUUACGGUUUUGAGAGUGAGAAGGUUCCGUGUUGUUCGUUAGCUGGGAAGGUAGGUGGGCUGAUUCCAUGUGGACCAUCUUCCAAAGUAUGUGUGGAUCGUUCCAAAUACGUAUUUUGGGAUCCUUACCAUCCUACAGAAGCUGCUAACAUCAUCAUCGCCCGGCGUCUCCUCUCCGGCGAUACCUCUGAUAUUUUCCCGAUUAAUAUCCGGCAACUCGCUAACCUUAAGCUAAACACAUAAAUCUUGAAGAUAAAAGCCCAUGUAGAUGGGGUUGGCCCGGGUAGCUAUUGGGGUUUGCAUUUUGAUCUAGUUAAUUUUUUGUUUGUUUUAAUAUUUUGUCUAAUCUCUCAAAGAAAUUAGAAGCGCGAUUAAUGUUGUUGGCUUUCCAUUGUUUCACUAAAUCUUCUCAGCA